CCCCCCCCCCCCCCCUGGCAUCCUGGGGCGACAAAUUGAAGAGGCCCAUCCGCUAGCAUAGGUUGUCUCCAAUGGCUAUAAGGAAGCGGAAUUGUCACUUCCGCGGCCACUUAUUCUCGUAAUGUAUCUUUAAAUCUAAUUUCGCCCAGAGAAAAAAAAAAAAAAAGACGCAGCACCAUGACAGAUGGCAAUUAUUGUUGUGGCACAAUAUACACCCCAACGGGUGAAACGCAUUUUGAGGGUAUAUGAGCCACGUUUUCGCUGCAUACGAAAACGCACGUGUUGACAGUCCAAUUUGGCUUUUAACUGCUGCAUCAUUCCUCUACCGCCGGCACUCUUUAAAAAAGUUUGCACUUCUUGGGGCUUGUACCACAAGAAUAAUCGUCAUCUGUCUUGCCCGCAUUAAGUUUAACGCUGCAAACCCGGCACUUCCAAGUCACGAACGGCAUGUGUGUUAUCAGCGUGACAUGGUAUUCUCGAAAGGAAAAUGGCGAGCGCCGAGUUGAAACGCAAGCAAGGCAGACGACGAUUAUCGUUGUGGAACAAGCCCGAAGGGCGUAAACUUAGAGUGCAGAAACCCCACCGUGGGACCCCCCCCCCCCCCCCCCCCCCCAAACUUCCGGCGGAGGACGAACAGUCAAGAGCGAAAAGUGACCCUCUAAUAACAAAGAUGUUUUCAAAUAAAAUUCAUUUGUUAGCGUCGGAAACAAAACCAUGUCAUAUCUCUUAUAUUCGCUGCCGCGUCUAUUGGCCAACGCUCUGUUGUGGGCACAUACCGACAUAUGUGCGACUUUGUGUAGGUGAAAAGACUGCUUGGGCGCAGGCUUCUUGGCCGUUAAUUCCCCCGCCGCAGUGGGUAAGCGCCAUGGAUUAAGGAUCAAAGAAGCAAGUGGUUUGGCACUCCGGUGCUAGGCGCUUCGCACCAUGCCGCCGAAAAAUCAGGCGAAAAAAGCGAGCUCAGCUAAAAACUCCAAAGGACAGCCAGCGCGCUCCAGCAGGCGGGGAUCGGCCUCGUCCAAGUCCUCCGCGUCCCCCGAAGAUACGACGCCGGCCCAGCCACAAGGGCAACAGCAACCGGCAGUUGCCGCGCCUGAGUGGGUGCAACAGUAUCAGCAGCAACAACCCGCGGGCUACCAAGCACCCGUGGGUUACCAAGGGCCCAUGUGGAACCAAAUACCCACGGGUUACCAGGACCCCAUGGGUCAGAUGCAGGGUCAGGCGUACGUGGACCCGGCCGACCCGAACACGGUGCACUACGAAGGCUUCGACGCCGGUGCCCGAUUCACCCAGUUGGCGCCGGCCCGGGUCCCCCCGCCGCCGCCAGGGGUCAUGCCCAACCCGGCCCAGGUGGCGCUCAUGCAGGGCCGUAACGUCGUGGUCACGCAGCGCAAGUCCAACGUCUUCUCGGGGGGAUCCAGCGGUGGCGUGGACACUGGCUGCACGCUGCAGUGACGUCACGGUCGCCCGCCGCCAUCGCGAACGCCCGUUGAAAUUGCUGCAGCAGCUGAAGAUUCGCAACUGCGGUCAUAUUCGAUACAGUAAAUUGCUUACAUUACUAACGCUUCUAUACACUUUAUUAGUUUUAGAUUAGGGAACGCAAGCGGCUUGCGUCCCCUAAUCUAAAACUCUCUAUUCUGAAAACAUCUUUCGUUGCAGCUGGAGUAUAACUUACUAAUAAUGAGCAUGUAGCCUUGCCGGCAUGCGUGUAGCGCUUUCGAAAUAACUUCGUCCUCGGAAUCUCACCAAUAGUUCCCAUUUCUAUAUACUUUUGUAACGAUACUCUAUCUUUUAUUCCCUCUUCUCUAUUUGCCUCUGCCAACAGUUACAGUGCAGGCAGCAGGACUUUCUUUACCUAAUAAUAAAGCGAUCAUUUACCACUAUCUACGAAGUGUUUUUUUCUCAUGAAUAAACUUUAAUUGGUAGCUGACUAA
Messenger RNA from Dermacentor andersoni, 1931 nucleotides. RefSeq lists its product as uncharacterized. The record is from RefSeq and is a predicted model, not a curated record. Lineage: Eukaryota; Metazoa; Arthropoda; Arachnida; Ixodida; Ixodidae.